This is a messenger RNA of Homalodisca vitripennis (glassy-winged sharpshooter), 9813 nucleotides long. RefSeq names its product titin. The record is from RefSeq and is a predicted model, not a curated record. The transcript is spliced from 10 exons. Gene Ontology annotation, molecular function: protein binding. NCBI's taxonomy places the organism in Eukaryota, Metazoa, Arthropoda, Insecta, Hemiptera, Cicadellidae. Bases 119 to 9085 code for a protein of 2988 amino acids.
CACUAGUGCUUCGAACGUCGCAUGUGCAGGACAUCGCCUCCUCAGACGACUCAUCUCCAUUAGGACUACCCUUCGACCCCUUAAGGAAGUUUCCCGCUCUCCGGACUGAGCGAGCGCCAUGGCGGCGUUCAGUCAGUGGUCGACGACGUGUCUCUUGUUGUGGUCUGCACUACUCUUCUCAUAUGCUACCGCCGCGCCCGCGCCUAUAACUGAAGGUGACCUUGCGCAGAGUCAGGCGCUGGAGUACCACAAUGAUACAGGAGCAUCCAGAUGUUACUACAACUUCCAGCACUAUGAGGAGGGAGACCGGAUAGUCACCAAUGAGCCAUGCCUGAACUGCACGUGCCACAAGCGCAUGCUCAUGUGCUACUUGCGGGUCUGCCCCUUCACCAAAGCCGUGGGCCAGGACUGCACGGUGGAGAAGAAGCCAGACCAGUGCUGCCCGGUCAUCACUUGCCCAGAAGUACCAGUGGAUAUCCUGACAAGUUCUACGACGACACUAGCUACACCCUCCUCAGCAGUAGGACAUCUGAGCAAUUACGGUUGCACGCUCGAAGAUAACACUUUCUACCCUGAUGGAGUGCAGAUGCCGUCAGAUCCGAAAAAGCCCUGUGAGCUGUGCUACUGCAUCCGCAACCACACUGCAUGUGUGAGACAGGAGUGCACGCUGAACGUAGAGGGCUGUCGACCUGUGUACCAGGAGGGCGUAUGUUGUCCUGUCAGAUAUGAUUGUGAUUACAAUGAGAUCAGUACAACAGAGCAACCGAGCACAGGUGGUCUGGUACUUGGGACAACACCAAAUCCACUGCAGUGCCGCUUCGGGGACACCCUUUACAACGAUGGCGAGCUGAUGGUGACUGACAAGCCUUGUGAAUCUUGCUAUUGCAUGCGCGGUGACAUAGUAUGUGCUGUGCGCAGCUGUGGAGAACCAAUGGAAGGAAAGGAUUGUCAACCCCUUCCACCGCCGGAGGGUGAAUGUUGUCCUACGACCUAUCAAUGUGCAAACGAGACUAUUCCGAUUGAAGCUCUGGUGACAGAAAGCAGUAUUGUAAUGCAUCUGGAUGAUUUACAAACCCAAGGAUCAUUGGCGAAUUCUGAAAAUGACCAGAUAGCACCUGAGUCUACAAACACAGAGCUGGAAGGGUCAAAUGAAGAAAAGAAAGAAGAAACUCCUGUUGUUGAUCAACAUGCAGAUGUACCUGCAGAAGAAGUCGCUGCAGUUGAAGAAAUUGAAGAGAAGCCUUCAGUGGAUCCAAGUGAAGAAGGGUCUGUAUCUAACUCGGAGGUUACUCCAAGUGAACUCCCAGAAGGUGGCGCUAUAGAUCAGGAGAAUAACGUUGAGGAUGCAACUGAAGUAAAGCCCUCGAUGGAUCAAACUGAAGAAGGGUCUGUUCUUCAAGCGGAAAUCUCUCCUAGUGAAACCCCAGAAGAAAGUGUCAAAGAGACGAUGGAGGAAGAUAAAACUGAAGAGCAUCAAAUAGUUGAUCAAAGUGAAGAAGGGUCUGUUAUUCAAGCAGAAGUGUCCCCGAGUGAAAUGCCAGAGAAGCACAUUGAGGAUAAGAUUGAAGAUGAAACUGUGGUAGCUGGUGAGUCUAUUCUGUCGGAUCCUAUAAAUGCAGAUGAACUGGAAGAGGAAGACAUUCUAUCAGGUCACAUUCCAACGAUUCAUGAAGAACACAGCAGUUCAGAUGUAGUCACUGAUGCUCCUUCAGAUUCCUUAGAAAAUUUAGCAACUUCGGCUCCAGCUUUAAGUCAAGAAGAAGAGUCAAACCAUCACAUAUCUAGCUCCCAUCCAGAAGAACCAUUGACUGAAGGGCCACUCAGUAACUCUGGGCCAUCAGGCAUUGAACCAGACAGUGAAGAAUCUGGCAUUGCUCCUACACAAUCUGAUAUUAACGUUUUAAAUGAAUCAGUUGAGGAAGAAAAUGCCAUACCCAAACACCCGGAAAUCCCCUCAUCAGAAGGUACAUCAAUGAUUGAUAAUAAUGAAUCGACUCCUAAACCACUAGAAGAAGAAUUAUCACACAAGUUGGAAGCUUCACAAGAGCAUAGUGAAACUGAUCAUGUACAAGAUGAACAUGAAUCCCAAUCUUUACCAUCUGAUUCUGAUAUUGUUACUGAAACAGCACAAAUCCAUUUAGAAGAAGCUCAAGAAACGUCUACUAAGUCAACUGAGCAAAGCAUAACUGAAAACUCAGAAUUGCUUUCUGAAGGAGAUGAACAAAAAGUGACUGAAGAAGCAGCAUCUGAAGCGAAUUCAGAUGAUACAAAAGUUGAUCAACCACAGACACAUAAUGAUGAUGUUGACUCUGAAAACAAUCUAACAGAACAACCUUUGGAUGUUAAACCUGAAGGGGAAACUGAAUCACAAGGAUUAGUUGAAGAUGUAUCACAUGAAUCUACCGAUUCAGAAGAUACCAACAAAGAGCCUGAAUCAGAGCCUGUUUCUUCAGACAGCACUGAACCAGCACAAGAGGAAAAUAAAGAACCAGAAUCGGAAAAUGAAGAUGUAAAAACAAAUGAACCUGUUGAAGAGACAAAACAACCAGAUACUUCGAUGGCAAAUGAGAAUCCUGUAGUGUUAGAGGAAGCCAUAAGCAGUGUUCCCGAAUCACCAGAAUCCUUGGAUCAAGUGAAGGAAUCAGAAGUUUCUCACGUAAAAGAUGAAAUAGGCUCCAAUGAACUUGUUAGCCAUCCUGAAGAGAACGACAAAGAAUCUAACAGUGAAAAUGUACAAGGUUCUCAUGAUGAAGUUGAAGCAGAGACCAACAACUCUGGUUUGCCAGAUCAAACCGUAGACGAAAGUGAAUCCACUGAUGUACCUACUAAUGCUAACACUAAUGUUGAGGGUGAAGUUGUACACAAAGAACCUAUUCCACCUAGGAAGGACGAUGCAGUUCCUGAAGAGCAUGAUCAACCAAUACAACACCAUGAAGGUAGUAUGACAAAGGCUGAAGAUUCUAUUCCUACUGAUCCAACUCUUGGAAUGGUUCCAGUAGAGACAGAAGUCCCAAUAAAAACAGAAGAAACUGAAAACAAUUCAGAGCUAGAGCAAUCAACCGAACCCAACAUUAAACCGUUAGAUGAAAUAACAGAACAUGAUGUGAAACACGACGAUUCAGAACAAAGCGGUUCAGAUGUGCAGCAAGAGAGUGAGUUGCAUGAAUCUACAGAUGUACAAACUGAAUCAAGUAUUGCAUCAGAAGUUCCAGCUGAACCUUCUUUACUUCCUGAAGUAGCGUCAGAAAACACAAGUGAAGUUACCAGUGAAGAUAUGGACAAUAACAAUACUGAGUCACCUCAAACAGUUAUCACAGACCAACAAUCUCCAGCCAACCCUGAUUCCAAUAGUGAUCAUAUUGAAAACGAAUCAAUUUCAAAUGACUCGGUAUUAGAGGAAAAUCAAGAUAACAACGAGAAAGCUACAGAAAAUAAAGAAACUGAUACAUCAAAUGAAAACGAGUCUGUACCAAGUGUUGUUGUUACAGAAACCGAUGUUCCAACAAAUUCUAUAUCGAAAGAGAGUGAAGUUAAACCUGAAGGUUCAGAUAGUUCUGUAACUUCCGAAGGUGCAAGUAUUGUAUUUGGUGAAGGAGAUAACAGUCAGGAUAGUCAAACUGACAAACCUGAUCAGGAAUCUGAAGAGACGACAUCACAGGAGAUUCACGAUGACCACCCAUCCUCUGUAAUAUCUUCAGAUAGUGAUUCAUCUUCUGCUGAUUCAACACAGAACAUUUCCAAUAGUGAGGAAUCAAAUGAGCAAAAUAAAGAAGAACAUACUGAAGGAAAUGAAGUUUCACAGGUCAAUGAUAAAGUAACAAAUGAUGGUACCCCUGCAAAUAUUGAGGAGGAGACAUCAACAGAUCAACACAAUGUGGUUGAACUUUCCCAAACAGAAGUAAAUGAAAUUCCUGAAAAGACAGGAGAGGAUGAAGCACAGGACACGGAGAAAUCUACAGAGUCAUCUGAACAAAAAUUCCCUUUAUCUGAAACAACAGAAACGUCUGAGCCUGCAAAGGAUGCAAUUGAAGAUCACGCAGAUGCCACAGAUAACGAACUUCACGCCAUUGAAUCAACUCAAGCUCCAUCUGUUAAUCAGGAACCAGAUAAUAACCAAAGUGAAAUAGAGCAAUCAGAAGAUGCGUUAGUUAAUAGUGAAGAUUCAGCUAAAGAAUCUCAGACUGAAAUCCCUAUAAGUGAAGAUAGUAGUGCCAAUGCAAUUCAUCAGGAUGACAAUGAAAACAAACCUGAAGAACAAAACAAUGAAAAUAAACCUGAAGAAAGCUCUGAGAAUCAGACUCCAACUGUAAAUUCUGAACCAGAAAAAGCUGCAGAGGAAACUCCAGAUACGAAUGAAUUCCAUGAAGUAGCGCAUGAUCCAGUUGAAUCAGACCCCACUGAUUUUGAUGACCAACAUUUUGAAGAUCCGUACCAUCAAGAUCACGAAUCACCAUCUGAAAAUGAAAUAGUUGAUGAUCAUCUUCCGGGUCAUGGGGGAUCUAUUCAGCCCGAGGUGCCUGUAUCUGUACCCGGACCUGUCGGCAUUGUCCCUGGGGAAGGAGAUUGUUUGGUUGAUGGACAAACAUACACCAACAACUCCAAAAUUCCCUCGAAAAGCCCUUGCCACAAGGAAUGUAUCUGCCUAAGUAGCAUUCUUCACUGUCAAGGAAUCGAUUGUCCUCCUCCUCCUCCGCAACUAGCCAACUGCAUGCCUGUUCAUCAAAAUGAUCUUUGCUGUCCAGUAUACACAUGUGAUGGAGAUACACUUGAGGGCCCUCAGGCUCAUAACCAUAUGGGGGUGAGCGAAGAACAACCAGUUGCUGAAAACCAUCUACCAGAAGGUGGGGAUGAGAAAGUUACAGAAAUUCCAGCGCACUCUCAGGAUGAUGUCUCAACUGAUUUGCCAAAGAACCAAGAACAAGAGACAUCCCAAGAUGUAACACCUGAGCAGACGAGUGAUGUGGGUGAACCACAGCCUGAAAACAAUGUCCAGCCUGAAGGAGAAGCAACAGAAGUAGUUAGUGAAGCCCAGGAUACAGAUGGUGCUGCAGAAGAGACUGGCACACCAAGUGAGGAAGUCUCCAGCACUGAAGCUGUUAACCCUCCAGUACCAGAAGAAACUAAUAUCAAUACAGGAGAAUUGCCAAAUUCAUCAUCACCUGCACAUGAAGAAGAAGGAAAUCUAUUGCCGUCAGAUAUAGUUUCACAUGAAGAUGAAACAAAACUUACUGAUGACUCUAGUAAUUCCUUUCCUACAGAAUCCAGUGAAAAAGACUUGUCAGAGGUCAAUGCUGAACAACAACCACUUGCAGAAAGUGGGCCAGUAGAAACCCAGACUAAUACUGCAGAAACAUCAGAUGUAGAGGAUACUUUGAGUGUAACCUCUGUACCUGAUUCCAAUGUUCAUCUGGAAGAUGUCCACAAAGAAGAAGACACAGAAAAUCAAGCAGAGAUACUGACCGACCAAGGUGAAAUUCAUGAUGAGUCUGCUACUGAAAGUUCAAUCUCAACUGAUGAUCCUUUAUUACAUAAAGAAGAACAACCUCCCAUACCAGAUGACACUAAUGUGAUAGCAGAAACAGAAAAUUCUCAAAGUGCUGUAGGAGAGGAUGGAUCUACUCACCAACCUGAAGAUGGAAGCGGUGAGAACCCCCCUGCUGGAGACAGUGUUGAAACAGAGAAUAAUGAAAAUGAUGUGCCCGUAACAGAGGUUUCAAAUGAAAGUGGAAAUCCAAUUGAAAGUGACACUGAAGUGCCAUCUAUUAAUAGUGCUGACAAUGAAUUGCCACCAAACUCUGAAAAUGAAAGUUUACUUGGAGAGGAAAAUAUCAACUCAAAACCUGAAGAUAACUCACCAGUAAAUAAUGCAGAAACUUCCCCUAUAGAAAUAUCUACAGCACAUGUGUCUCAAGACGAAUCUGAUAUCCCUGUACAAUCUAAUGAAGAAUCAGCUAACGUGGACACUGAUCUAGAUAUUAAACCAACUCUACCAUCUGAUGAAGUUCAUGAAAGUGCUCAGACAGAAGGGUCAGUUGUAUCUGAUGAUUCAUCUUCAUCUCCAUUAGAUACCAAUGAAGAACACCCAGUAACUGAAGGCCAGGUGAAUCAGAUAACAAAUGAAGAAGAACAUGAAACUGCAGUUGUUGAAGAAUUAGAAAAUAGUAAUGCUGAAAAUCAAAGUGUCGAGAAGGUUACAGAAGAAGAAUCCUUGAAUGAACCAACUGAACAAAUUAACUCUGAAACAGGGGAAAUAGAUGAAACCCUAAGUAACACGCCUAUACCAGAUUCAAAUGAACCAACCGAAAAAAAUCAAGAGGCUCUUGAGUCACAUGUUCCAGAGACAAAUGUUGAUGAAACCUCAAGUGAAAGCACGAGUAAUGUUGAAACUGAACACCAUGCAGAUGCAAUAGAAACCAUUCAUUCAGAAGAACCAUUACCUGAUUCCGAAGAUGGUGUAACUCAAGGGCAAUCUACAGAAGAUACUGAGAAGACAACUACAGCUUCUGUUGAUAAAAUUGAAAACAACAAUAAUAAUGAUGAAAUGCAAAAUGAAAUAACUGAACCAGCACAGCAAGUUCCAGUUGAAGGCCAAGAACCAGGAGAAGUUGAAACAGGUUCAGAAUCGGGAGAUCUAGAUGAGAUUUCAGAAAUUCAAACUGAAUCUAGUCAUUUAGGUGAUAAUAUAGAAAGUAAGCCCUUAGAUGAACAACAUACAAUUUCAGAGGUUGCAAAUGUAGAGAAUGGUGAAGUUCAAACUCCAGAGACAGAUGAUACAAUUUCUCAUCACAGUGCAAUAGACAGUAGUCAAUUUUCAACAGAAAAUCCAUUUGGUUCUGACCAUGGCCCUUCAACUAAAGAACCAACCACAGAGGUUGAAAUUAGUACCAAAAUAGAGUCUGAUGAUGUAAACGAUCCUAAUGCAUCUGAUGACAUUUCCAUAUCGACUGAAGGCUAUAGUGAUGUGGUUAAAGGCCCUGAAUCAGAUGAUUUGACAUUAAGUGCAGGACCUAAUGAUGUAGUUUCAGUCGACCCACAAAACAAUGAAGGUUCUCCAGAAACUGUUCCUUCUAGUCAUGAGAGUGAGGUUUCAGUAGAGAAUGAGGUUAGCAGUUCUUCAUCCGAAGUUGGAGAGACUGAUCACCAAUCUCCUGUAUCUGUUGCACCAGAUCAGGCUAGUCAGGAAGGAGAAAGUUCUGUCUCUGAAGAUAAUCAGACUGUUGAUAAGCUAUCAGAGUCUGCUAAUGAUUCUGAACAAGAAUCUGCAGAACCGGAGGUUACAAACCAAGGGGAGGAACAGCAAGUCAUUGAGGUUGAACAUCCAUCCCAAGAAAUUGCAGGAUCAAGCGAAGGACAAGAAUCAACUGAGCUACCUUCUAUCUCAGAACAUGAAGUAGCAAGUCAAGUUGAUGUUGAAGUAUCUGAACAUGAAGAAAGUGGACAAGAAAAUGUUCCCAUCAAAGAACACUCACCACAAGAAGAUGGAACACCAUCUGACAUUGAUACAUCUGUUACCGAUGACCAAGGUGAGGUUCAUGGAGAAGAAGAAUCUGAACACAAAGAACCCCAUGAAGAAUCACCUACUCAAGAUGAAAAUGUGAUUAAUGGUAUAGAAAGCACCUCUUCUGCAGAAGGAGCAGUUCAUGGCGAAGAAUCGAUUGUUCAUGAAUCUGAUGGGACAUCGCUCAGUGCAGAAGACGCAGCUCAAAUUAAUACUGUCGAUCUUGAACAAGGGUCUGAUCAUCCUGAAUCUGAACCACCCACACAGGAAUCUAAUGAAUCAAUUAAAGAGGAAGAAAGUUCAGUCCAAGAACAAGACCAUUCAGUUCCUGAGUCAGGACAUACAGUUGAGGAGGAAUCUGACCAACAUGCUCAGCAAGGACAUCCUAUUGAGCAGGAAUCUGACCAACAUAUCCAAGAACCAGAACAUCAUGUUGAUCAGGAAUCUGAUCUACAUAUUCAAGAGCCAGAACAUCCAGUUGAUCAGGAAUCUGAUCAGCAUAUUCAAGAGGUAGAACACCCUGUUGAUCAGCUUCCUGAUCAACAUAUUCAAGAGCCAGAACAUCCUGUUGAUCAGGAAUCUGAUCAACAUAUUCAAGAGCUAGAACAUCAUGUGGAUCAGGAGUCUGAUCAACAUAUUCAAGAGCCGGAACAUCCAGUUGAUCAGGAAUCUGAUCAGCAUAUUCAAGAGCCAGAACAUCCUGUGGAUCAGGAGUCUGAUCAACAUAUUCAAGAGCCAGAACAUACUGUUCAUCAGGAAUCUGAUCAACAUGUUCAGGAACCUGAACAUUCUGUGGAUCAGGAGUCUGAUCAACACAUUCAGGAACCACAACAUUCCAUUCCGGACUCAAAUUUGUCAAUCCAAGAUUCAGGACAUCUAGUUCAAGACUCUGACCAAAUAGUCCAUGAAACUGAAGAAAGCAUUCAUCCUCUCAACCAACCUCAAGACUCAAAUUCAGUGCUUCCACCAUCAGGAGAGACUCAAAUGAAUGAACAAGAUGAGUCAAAACCAGAGUCAAGCAAGCCCACUGAUACUGAUUUACCUACCGAAGAUCAAUUCCCUACUGGUGCAGACAUUGACUAUGAUGUAACUGAAGAUGGUGCUUUUGGCCCAGGAACCUGUCGGUAUGGAGGAAAAGUCUAUGUCUCGGCUCAACAGAUUCCAAGAGAUGAUCCUUGUGACUUCUGCUUCUGCUUCCGAAGUGAUAUCAUCUGCUUGCAACAGAGUUGUCCUCCCCCCAUUCACAGAUGUCAUCAGGAACCUAUUCAAGGAUAUUGUUGUCCAAGGUAUCAGUGUCCUGUCUCCAUGGCAACCAGUCUCAACCUGACUACCACCACGACAACAACAACCACCACUUUGCCUCCACAUUUCUUUGCUCAUGCCUACCAAGGGGCAGCCAGGCACUCUGGAUGUCUUCACAGAGGACGAGCCUACAAUGUGGGCGAGGAAAUUACUACAGCCUCUGGUCCCUGUUUACAAUGCAUAUGCGGUGCUGAUGGGCAGAUGAAGUGCGACCCUGUAGUCUGCAGUCCCGAGCCGAUGUUGAGGAAGAUGAUGGAAGCAGCCAUCAGCCAUCGCAGAAGAUGAAAUCUCCGUAGUGCUAGUGACAAGACAAUUCCACGGGUGCCAAAAUCCACCUCACACAUACGCGUGCGCGCGAUGCUCGUGUGAGAAGGGCCUUGCCCUGACCUAGUGUAAGGUUUCGCUGCCAUGGACGAGUACUCCCUGCUCAAAACAGACUGGCGAGUUUGUCCAGCUCAGAAUGAAUGGUGCUAUAUUUCUGAUUGCAUUGUUUGUUUUUAAGAUGGUAAAAUUGUUGAUGUUGAACUUGUAUGAUAGUCAUUAUUUAUCUCUACUUUCUACAGACUACGAUAUUAGUUGUAUUGAAGCUCAUGACUCAAAUUAAAUUAAUUCAUCUCGUAGCAUUAGAUAGGUUUCAAUUUUUUGCUAAUUUUUUAGCAUUGGAAUCGCUAGCCUGAAUAGUUUGAUUGGUAGAAUUCUGUGUUGUGUAAUAUUUAAUAUUAUUAAAAUUUUAUUUAAUUUAGCUUUAGGUCGGAUUUCUGCCUCUCGAACGUUUAGGCUAAAUGUACAUGACUAUUCCUUAAUAUUUAAGUUCAUUUAGGUGUAAGUUACGAUUAUAUAUAAAUACAUUUUAAGUGAAACAGUGAACCUAGUAUACAGUAAUUAUUGUGAUUUAGUGAAUGAACGUGUAUGAAUGAUUGUAAAUGUAUUAUUGUCCGUGUGUAGUACUGCACUUUUUACUUUUGUAAAAGUAAUAGGAUUGCUGAAUUAAAAUUUUAUAAACUUUAUAUGAA